Molecule: messenger RNA, 2140 nt
Organism: Brassica oleracea var. oleracea
Lineage: Eukaryota; Viridiplantae; Streptophyta; Magnoliopsida; Brassicales; Brassicaceae
Product: QWRF motif-containing protein 2-like
Exons: 6
Coding region: 273-2081 (602 amino acids)
Biological process (GO): spindle assembly; centrosome cycle
Cellular component (GO): cytoplasm; centrosome; nuclear microtubule
Molecular function (GO): microtubule binding
Source: RefSeq, a predicted model, not a curated record
CUUAAAAGCUCACAUAAACAAAACAAAAAAACAAAAGGUUUUCCCCAAAUCAACAAACCCCACUAUCAAUUUCUCUCCCCCAUCACUCUCUCUCUCGUUUUCUUCGGCUGUGAAGCAACAGGAACUCCGAAAAUCCCUGGAUUUGAAAAAAGUUUCGAUUUUUGGUUGAGUCUGGGAGAGAGAGAAACAGAGACGAAUCUCUUGAAUGCAAUGUGAGAGAGAGAUCAACGAAGAAGGAAAGUUUGCUUUUUUCUUCACUCGGAAGCACAACAAUGGUGGCCGCGGCAAUCUCCGGCACCGACCCAAGAAACCCACCUCGAGAUCGACCCAACAAUGGCGGACAGAGAAGACCCAGAGGCAAACAGGUCCCUUCACGCUACUUAUCUCCUUCUCCUUCUCACUCCCUCUCUUCCUCCACCACCACAACCACUACAACAACAACCUCCUCUUCGUCCUCUUCCUCUUCUCUAAAGACUAGUAAGCGAUACCCAUCUCCGUUACUCUCCAAUUCCGCUUCCAAUUCGAACAAAACGCCGUCGUUUCUACCUAAACGGUCUCAAUCCGUGGACCGCCGCCGACCCUCCCCGGCUCCGGUCACCGAAAUGUCGGCGGCGACGAAGAUGCUCAUCACCUCCACCAGGAGCUUGUCGGUUUCGUUCCAAGGCGAGGCCUUUUCGCUUCCGAUUAGCAAAAAGAAGGAGCCCGUCUCUCACCGGAAACCUACUCCGGAGCGGCGGAGAUCCACGCCGGUUCGAGAUCAGAGGGAGAACUCCAAGCCACUGGACCAGCAGCUCUGGCCCGGAGCCUCUCGAUCCGUCCCCCCGAACCCGCUUUCCAGAAGCUUAGACUGUGGUAACGAAAGAGGAAAGCUCGGAUCUAAGGUUUCUAUUAAUGGAAGGUUGAGUUUAGAUAUGGAAGGUAGAGAUGAUGAGUAUUUGGAAACUGGGAGAAGACCAAACAGUGGUUUAACCUCUGACCUCACCGCUUCUGAUACUGAUAGUGUCUCUUCCGGUAGCACUAAUGGUAAUGGAGAAAUCUCAAAGUCAAAGAGCUUGCCUCGUAAUGUUAUGGCUUCCGCUAGGUUCUGGCAAGAGACUAAUAGCAGGUUAAGGAGGUUGCAGGAUCCUGGCUCUCCUCUAUCCUCAAGCCCAAGCCCCGGUUUGAAAACCAGUUCCAAGUUUGGUGGUUAUUCAAAAAGGUUCUCUAGUAGUGAUGCUCUUCCUUCAUCAUCUCCUCGUGGGAUGGCCUCUCCUGUGAGAGGUGCUGCUAUUCGCUCUGCCUCACCGAGUAAGCUUUGGGCGACGACUACUUCAUCUCCAGCUAGGGCGCUUUCGAGCCCUUCUCGAGUGAGGAACGAGGUUUCUGCUCAGAUGAACGCUUAUAACCGCAACAACAACACGCCUUCGAUUCUUAGCUUCUCUGCUGAUGUAAGGAGAGGGAAGAUCGGGGAAGAUCGUGUUAUGGAUGCACAUUUGUUGAGGCUUCUGUAUAACCGUUAUCUUCAGUGGAGGUUUGUCAAUGCGAGGACUGAGUAUACUUUGAUGGUGCAAAGAUUGAAUGCAGAGAAAAACCUGUGGAAUGCAUGGGUAUCAAUCUCAGAACUGCGCCACAGCGUCACUUUAAAGCGGAUCAAGUUGCUUUUGCUAAGGCAGAAACUGAAACUGACUUCUAUUCUCAGGGGACAGAUGGGAUACCUAGAAGAAUGGUCUCUCCGGGACAGAGAUCAUUCAAGUUCUUUGUCGGGAGCAACAGAAGCUUUGAAAGCCAGCACGCUUCGUCUACCAAUUCUUGGAAAAACCGUGGUUGAUAUUCAAGAUCUUAAGCAUGCUAUUAGUUCAGCGGUCGAUGUAAUGCAAGCUAUGUCGUCUUCCAUAUUCUCACUUACAUUGAAGGUUGAUGAAAUGAAUUCUGUGAUGGUGGAAGCGGUGAAUGUAACUGCAAAGGAAAAGGUUUUGCUUGAAAGAUGUCAAGGCUUCUUAUCAAGAGUAGCAGCUAUGCAGGUUACAGAUUGUAGCAUGAAGACGCACAUAAUACAAUUAAGACCAAUCACAAGCAGCUUGACUUCACAACAACAACUGUAGAAAGAAAAAACUGAUCUUCCUCAACAGAACAGAUUUGUUCUUUUUGACUACAACGACAA